Anas platyrhynchos (mallard) is the source of this 4733-nucleotide messenger RNA. RefSeq names its product cell adhesion molecule 3 (gene CADM3). The record is from RefSeq and is a predicted model, not a curated record. Gene Ontology annotation, cellular component: presynaptic membrane. NCBI's taxonomy places the organism in Eukaryota, Metazoa, Chordata, Aves, Anseriformes, Anatidae. Gene Ontology annotation, biological process: homophilic cell-cell adhesion.
GAGCCACCGCCGCCGCCGCUCCCCCCUCCCCUUACCCCCUUCACCCCCCCCCGGGGCCGCCCCCCCCCCCCACCGGUGCUCAGCACCAUGCCGCCCUCCGUGCUCAGCCUCCUGCUGCUGCUCCUCGGGGCCGCCAAGGGGAAUCUCUCCCGGGACGAGAGCCAGCCCACGACGUCGGAUGAGACGGUGGUGGCCGGCGGCACGGUGGUGCUCAAGUGCCAGGUGGAGGACCCCGACGACUCCUCCCUGCAGUGGUCCAACCCUGCCCAGCAGACCCUCUACUUCGGGGAGAAACGAGCCCUGCGAGACAACAGGAUCCAGCUGCAGAGGUCCACGCCGAACGAGCUGACCAUCAGCAUCACCGACGUGGUGCUGGCGGACGAGGGGGAGUACACCUGCUCCAUCUUCACCAUGCCCGUGCGGACCGCCAAGGCUCUCGUCACCGUGCUGGGAAUCCCCCAGAAACCCCAAAUCUUUGGCCACGAGCAGCCCAUUGAUGAGGAGAAGAUGGCCCGGCUGACCUGCCGCUCCUCCGGCAGCAAGCCCGCCGCCCAGCUGCGGUGGAAGAAGGGCAACAAGGAGCUGAAGGCCGAGGGCACGGAGGUGGUGGAGGACCCCAACGGCAAAACCUUCACCGUCAGCAGUCGGGUGGAGUUCCGUGUCACCAAGGAGGACAACGACGCCGAGGUGACCUGCACGGUGGACCACGAGUCCCUGCAGAACUCGGAGAGGUCGACCACGCAGAAGCUGCAGGUCCACUACAAACCCACGGCGAAGAUCGAGCCGCACCCCCUGUACCCACGGGAAGGCGAGAAGCUCCAGCUGCAGUGCGACGGGCAGGGCAACCCCGUCCCCCAGGAGUUCCUGUGGGAGAAGGAGGGCAGCGACGCGCCGCUGCAGCUCAGCUCCGACAGCAUCCUCAUCUUCCCCUUCCUCAACAAGAGCGACAGCGGCACCUACGUCUGCACGGCCACCAGCUCCAUGGGCAGCGUCGUGGCCAAAUACAACCUGGACGUCAGUGAUCUUCCCCAGCUCCCCACCCCACACGUUCACUCCACUCCAGCCCCUCCGCCGGGCCCUUCCCAGCCCAUCUCUCAUGCUUCUUCCAUGGCCACCGCCUCAUCCUUCACUCCAGCUCCCGCCCAAGACGCCAGCCCGGUGCCGUCGACCUCCAGCACGUACCACGCGGUCAUCGGCGGAGUGGUGGCCGUCAUCGUCUUCCUCCUGCUCAGCCUCCUCAUCGUUUUGGGACACUACCUGAUCAGGCACAAAGCAGGUGUAUGCGUAAGGCACGGGGAGACGGUCACAGCCAGCCAGGCAGCAAAGCCCAGCAGAGGUGAUGUGUACCUACCUGACCCACGAGGCCAAGGGCUCCGAUGACGCCCCGGACGCCGACACGGCCAUCAUCAACGCAGAAGGCGGCCAAGCCGGCGGCGACGACAAGAAGGAGUAUUUCAUUUAGGGGCAUCGGAGAGAGGGUGAGAAAUGGAGCCAGCAAAACCCCGAUGGAAACGGAAACCAGACCACAAACCCCACUCAACCCAACAGAUUUUCUCUGGCGCCCGGCACGGGCAGACAGACGGACGGACGGACGGACAGAGGGAUGGCAGGACAGAGAGCGGAGAGCGACCGGCCUGAGACGUGAUGCUUCUUCUUGAACUUGUACAAAACGUUAUUACUACGAACAGCGAAAGCCCCGGCCCCGUUUGCUUGCUUGCACCUCCAUCCCUGCGACCGGCGCUCGCGCGAAACACAGACCAACCAGUGAGUGAGCGACUUUCCUUCUUCCUUUGGACCUUUGCUUUGGUUUCGUGGCUGCUCUUUGCUUUGGGCCCUCGGUUGGGAUGUGGGGCUGGGGUCGAUGUAGCUCUUUCCUUUGUUUCUCUCCAUUUUGGGUUUAUUUUUUGACAUCCAAGGAUAAAAUCAGAUCCAGGCUCCAGCACGAGCUCCGGGCAGCCGGGUGGCCUCUGCGUCACCAGCGCUCGCCCCGUGCCUCCCACCAGGAGCUGGGACCUUCUCGUUGUGUGUCCCCCACCCCGCGAUGUCCCCGUUCUGCAGGACGGGGAUGGGGAGCGCUGUGGACCCCCCCCCUGAGUCCCUGCCUUGAUUUUAUCCUUGGUGGUUCUUGUCGAACAGUGUCCAUUUGGGAGGAGAGCUGUCCUCGUGCCGUAGGUGUGCGAAGGGGGGUGAGCUUCCAGGGUGGGAACCGCCAAAGCCCCCGGAGAUGCCGGGAGCCGCUGAGCACCGCGGCUCCCCGUUCCCACCCCAGCGGGAGGGGGGAGGGCAGGGGUUUUGGGGGCAAAUCCAGAGGAAAAAAAAAAAAAAAAAGAAAAAACAAACAAAAAAAGCCCCAGUUUGCAAAUUGUCAGAUCGGAGUCGUCAAUUCAAACCAUCUAUUGAGAUGUUCAGUGCAGGAGGCUGCUGGGCACAGCCCGCGGCCGUCACCAACCACCUCCUCGCUGGGCCCCGGGAGCUUGCAGGAAGGUGGUUUAGAUCCCCAGAGCGGCUUUGGGAAGAGCCGACGCGGCUCCACGGAGGUGAGCUGGGGUCCCCCUGGCCCGUGCUACAAGCUGGAGACCACCAGCACCACGCCGCAAGUGGCCCAGAGGCGGUGCGAGGCGUGGGCUCCUCCUGGGCCAGGAGAUGGGCUCCAUCGGGUCUGCUCCUCGGAGCUUUCUGUGCCCCCCCUGUCCUCCCGGCCCCUUCCCGGGGCAGGUGCUGAGCUGGAAAAGGUCUUGUUGGCUCCAAGGGCUGCGGCCAAAAGCAGCCAGAACGCCCGGGUUUUGUGUCUCGGGAGCUUGGGGGUCUCCAAAGAGAUUUGGUGGGCACUUGUCCAACCUCCAGCCUGUUUCACCCCAGGGGAAACCCCAUCUCUUCCAAGUCAGACGGAAACCAGAAGCUUUCUCCAACCUCCCCACUGCAUCCCCGGGGUCCCCGUGCUCCCCCCAACCCCACAUCCACGGGGCCGAGCCCCCUGUGGAGCCAGGCCCCUUCUCUCACCCUUGGGAUGAGGCUUUGCCGCCCCCAGCAUCGCAUGGUCUGGAUGCAAGGGGUUCACAGGAGCUGCCCUUUGGCUUCCAUUUCGGGGUGUCCGGGGGGGGUAGAGCCUUUUGGGAAGGAGCGAAAGCCCUCGGUGGGGUGGGCAGCCUCAUCUCAGAGCUGAAGGAAGAGCCUGGUUCCUCUGCAAGGUGCCCCUGGGGCUGGAAACGUGGCUCCCAUCCAGCCCCCGUGAGCUGGGCAGGAGGAGAAGGGUGGUGAGGAAGCCACGGCGCUGGGUUCAGGUGGGAGCAAGGGACACGUUGGUGGCAUCCCUGGCACGGGCACGGCCGGCUUCACCGCGUCAUCGGCAGGGCAUUAUGCACCGAGAGAGAGGCACGGAGCCUUCAUCACCCCCCGGCGAGGAAAACCUGCGUUUUUCUCUGUGUUGUCCCUCCCCAUCCAUCUCCUUGGAGGAGGAGGACGUUGGCCUCGGGUCCCGCUGGGAGCCCCGAGCUCCCUCCGAGGGACGCAAACGUUGCUGCCGGAGGUAACGCCGCGACUGCCGACGCCGGUAACGACUUCACUGGGCGCACUGGCCUCUAACACCCGCUACCAAACAGACGCGAUUCCCUAAAAUAAAAACGCAAGGACGUGUUCUCAAGUACCAGUCGCUCUCGCUCCAGGUUUCCAUGGCGCAGAUCAUUACGAAGGAGAUGCCCUGAGGGUCCGGGAGGGGUCCCCAGGAUGAAAGGACGUGGGGAUUUGGGGUCGGGCAGGUGAGAGGAGCCAGGAUUAGGGCAUCGCGAGGAGGUGCCGCGUUGUGGGGAGCGGGGCAGGACAGGAGAGAGGCCCCCGUGCCAGGGGGAUGUGCACCAGGUCUGAGGUUGGGUGGGGGACACGGGGGGCAAUGGGGAGGCGCAGCCCUCAUCGCAUUGGGGCCAUGGUCUGCACAUGGAUGGUGACGCCGGGUGCUGGGGCGAUCACCCACACCACGUCCCGGGGUCACCGGGGGGGUCCGGUGGCUGGGGGCACCGUUUAACAGCCCCACAUCGGGCUCAGCACGGCUGGGGAGCGAGGGGUGGUGCGCGCUGCGCUCUGCACGGUGCCAAGGGGGCCACGGGGACGAGAGGUGACGGGGUCACAGCUGGAGAGGUGCUCCCAGGACGGAUGGCAGCAGGACACGGGGUGUCACCAGUGGGACACCUGUGUCACCAGUGGGAUGUGCCGUGGCACUAGCGUGGCUGAUGAUGGGGACGAAGGAGCGAUGGGGCGCGCCGUGGCACCAGCACGGGGACGUGAGGGACUUGUGGUCACAGGGGAGCGGACACCAGGCUCCUGUCCCAAGCUGCUGGCACCCGGGGAGGCCGGGCAGCAUCACGGCACGGUGGGGCACGAGCCACCUCCCCAAGCCCCGGUGUCCCCUCCUGGAGCACAGGGGCCCCGUUGGCCGCGCGGACAGGGGACCCCCGGCCCCGCGUCCACCACGUGCCACCAGGGCAUCUGAAGCGGGCCAGGGUUUGGGGCACGGGCACUGAACUCUCAAUAGACCACGAAAGCCAUAUUUGUGCGGAGCUCUGAGCACGCCGUGGGGUGGCCGUGGGGCAGGGCAGAGGACGGGCUGUGUUGUUGUGCUGUGUUCUUGUAUGUACAUAAAAGGGAGACAACGAACGUCGAUGUUACUUUAUAACCUUUCUAAUAUCCUGUGCUAAUCUCGGAAAAUAAUCCUAUAAAUAUAUCUGGAUUACACACCUUAA